UGCCUGGCAUUGCAGCACUUAGUCCUUCUAUGGAAGUCAUAUGUCCUGUUUGUCCUUUAGUUAAUUUGCAACAGACAAAAGUAUGAAGCUACACUUUGGAACGGCAAAUAUUUACCUCAGGAUCUCACUCAUUUGGAAUAAUAACAUUGCAACUUGAUUUGCACGGGAGUCAGAAAAGUAAGAGACAAGCUGUCCCGUUGAAAGAAGUUCAUUGCUGUACUCCAACAUGAAAUCUGCCUUUUUUCUUGUCUUACUUGAACUGUGGGCUGGCAUGUGCUUAUCAAAUGAAACACCUGGUGUUUCAGGGGUGGAGACAGAGCAGAGUAUCAUCCUGAACCUCUGGCCUUUCAAUGACACUGAUAAACUAUCCCUAUAUAAUACUGUGCCAGAUCCAUCUGGGGAAGAGUUUGUGCCGGAGUCCUCCAUGCGCAACUUCACAGAAAAGAACACCAAUUUUGGAUUCAAUCUCUACAGAAAAAUAGCGCUGAAGCAUGACAACAAUGUGUUCUUUUCCCCAUUGUCCUUGUCCUUCGCUUUGGCAGCCUUCUUGCUGGCUUCCGAAGGGGACACACACCACCAAAUGCUUCAGGCUCUAAACCUCCACCUUCUGGAUGACAAAGAGAACCGGCUGCCAUCUUUGUUCCAGCAGCUAAGUGUCAGCCUCGCCAAGAACAAGGAGUUCACUCUUUUGCAGGACAGCUUCUCUUUCGUCCAGAAAGGCUUCCAGAUCAAGGACGUCUUCCGCAACUUGUCCAAGCGAUACUUCGAUAUGGAGUUUCUGACGGUUGAUUUCCGCAACUCUACUCAUGCCAAGAACGCCAUCAACCAACAUGUGAAACAAAAGACAAGAGGGAAAAUCCCUAGCUUGUUCGAAGAAGUCGAUCACCAGGCUAGAAUCAUCCUGGUGAACUGCAUUCUCUUUAAAGGCAACUGGCUACACCCGUUUCCUCCCAAGCACACAGAACUGGCCACCUUCUAUAUUGACAAUUACAGGACUGUCCAAGUGCCGAUGAUGUCCAAGACAGAGAGGGUUGCCAUCACAUUUGAUAAGAGCUUGAGCUGCGUUGUGCUGAAGCUCCCAUACAAAGGGAGCGCACACAUGCUGGUCGUCAUACCUGAGAAGGGCGCUGAUUUUAUGUCCAUUGAAGACCAUUUAACAAAUGAGCUGGUGGAGUCUUGGCUUAGGACCAUGAAUAGCAGGAAAAUGGACAUUUACUUUCCAAAGUUCAAGCUAGACCAGAAAUACCACAUGCAUCAGUUGCUACAAGAUCUGGGAAUUAAAUAUCUUUUCUCCAAUGAAGCAGACCUCAGCCACCUCACAAAUGAGAGAGAUGUAAAAGUAUCCCAGGUUCUCCAAAGAGCAGCUAUUGAAGUGGAUGAGUGGGGGACCGAAGCUGUAGCUGCCAGUGGGUCAGAAAUCAUGGCAUACUCGCUGCCGCCAGUCAUCCGUCUGAACCGGCCGUUCCUUUUAAUGAUCUAUGAAGCGAGCAUAAAUGCAUUGCUGUUCCUUGGCAGAGUUAUCGACCCUACAGAGCUGUGAAUAAAAGCCACACAUUUCUA
Messenger RNA from Podarcis raffonei (Aeolian wall lizard), 1560 nucleotides. It is a transcript of the gene SERPINA10, whose product is annotated as serpin family A member 10. Bases 227 to 1540 code for a protein of 437 amino acids. The record is from RefSeq and is a predicted model, not a curated record. Gene Ontology annotation, biological process: blood coagulation; negative regulation of endopeptidase activity. The transcript is spliced from 5 exons. Gene Ontology annotation, molecular function: serine-type endopeptidase inhibitor activity. NCBI's taxonomy places the organism in Eukaryota, Metazoa, Chordata, Lepidosauria, Squamata, Lacertidae.